UGUUUAUUAUCCACCUGACGAUAUGAAAGUGUUUUGGAUCAUCUUAGAUCUCAGGUAUGCGUUCUUUUCAUUUCGAGGCGUAAAUUUAGUGCUCUGUCAGUCUUCGAUUUCAUAUUUUGAAUUAAUUUAUACAUUAACUUGGCAGACUUUGGUGACGUACCAGGAUUACUCAAGACGAACGCUUGGAGAUUUCUCAUUUCAAAUCUAUAUCCAAGAGCAACUAUAUUUUAUGUGAAAAGGCUCCUCUUCCCUCCAAUCACCUUACAUUAGGCUUAUUUUUGCUAAAAACAUUUCUCAAAAUUUCUCAAAAAGCAAAAUUAUGUAAAUUUACAGCAAGUAUGGGUCUGAAGAUUAUUUGUCUUUAUACAAAAUUAUCCUUUAUUCUAACCUUAAAUCCGUUUAUUGAAGGUUUCAGCUCAAGUCAUCCUCCGCAUUUAGCUCUUAAGUCUCAUGCUUGUGCUACUCUGAAAUGUCUGGAUCAUUUGUCAGAGGUAACCAUUGCAAGAUCCUAACUUAUCUUUUCAAGAGCAUUUGUCGAAGAUGGGAGUUGAAAUUAUUAUGGUGCAAGAGCCAGAUAAUUUACCAAUUAGGGCUAUAACUUUUAGAAUUAUUAGUAGUCCUAUCAGUUCUUGAAUAUUUUUACUCCUAAUAAUAAAGGUAGAUAUGCAAGGGAUGUAUGGCUUCUAUUGUAUCCUUAAGUUGAGAAGCAGAUUUUUCUUCCUCAUAUUUAAAAGGAAAUAUAUGAAAUAUAUUUAAUAGACACUUCAUUCGAUACUUCUAUUAAAUUUUACUCUAUUAAGUUUUACUCUGUUAAGUUUUGCUCUAUUAUCUUACAGCCUGCUCAGUCUUGGAUACAUUAAUAAUAGUUAUGACGCUUCUAGUGAUAAGUUGAGUAAAUAUUUUUCAGAGCAUCAGAAAGCUUACCAACCUGAAGAAAUAGAGUCACCUUUUUAUUUAAAAUCUCUAAGCUCCGAAGAGAAUUUCCAGAACAACUUUUCCAUCGCUUAAAAUCUCCACAACGAAAGAGUUGAUAAACACCUUGUGUGAAGAAUGUAAGAUGGUAGGCUAAGUAAUGGUCUCGCUUGCAAAUAAUUAGUUCUUGGAAAGCUCAUUAAGUUCAAAUUAUAUUUUAUUGCCUAAAUUUUCUUUCUGUAGACCUAAAUUUUCCAUUAUCAAACGUAAAAUUUUCACAAAUGUUAUUUUAAGAAAUAUGGAGAUUUUUAGGGCAUGGUUAUCACC
Messenger RNA from Moneuplotes crassus, 1239 nucleotides. NCBI's taxonomy places the organism in Eukaryota, Ciliophora, Spirotrichea, Euplotida, Euplotidae. The record is from the annotation of a GenBank genome assembly.